Ambispora leptoticha is the source of this 2102-nucleotide messenger RNA. NCBI's taxonomy places the organism in Eukaryota, Fungi, Glomeromycota, Glomeromycetes, Archaeosporales, Ambisporaceae. The record is from the annotation of a GenBank genome assembly.
GAUUUGGAAGCUCAGGAAGCGCAGGAGUGACACAAAGUCAAAUUGCUCCAGCAUUUGGACAAACUACAGGUUCAACUAAUAAUAAUAGUUCUAAUAGUACAACCGGAAUUUCAAGAGGAGGAGGAUUAUUUGGUUCUUCAAAUACCUCACAGCAGCCGAGUUCUAACAUUUUCGGUAGUAAAGGUCUAACAGGAUUUAGUAGUUUCGGAUUAGGAGGUGGUCAAACACAGCAAAAUACUAAUACUAAUACUACUACGACGACUGGUGCAUUCGAUAAUAAUGUUAAUAAACCUGCAACUCUGUUUAGUGCUCCAUCUACGACAACAUCAUCAUCCUCAACAUUUGGAGCCUCACUUUUUGGUAGUAAUUUUGGUGCUUCGAAUCAAACGAAGCCUUCGUUUUCUGGAUUUGGUGCACCUGCAGGAACCGCAGCAGCUGGAUUUGGCGCUUCCCAACAAUCAGGAUCAACUACUGGUGGAUUUGGCGUUCCACAACAAACAACUCAAACAUCAACAGGUGCUGGAUUUGGAGCUUCGCAACAACAAACAACACAGCAAUCGGGAUUAACAACUAGUGGAUUUAGCCAGUCGCAACCAACAUCAACUCAGUCAUCAUCUUUAUUUGGGGGAACUCAACAAAAAGGUCAAUUAUCUUUUGGUUCUUCCACUACCUCGACUACAAACGCUCCAGGUUUAGGAUCUACUAGACCUCCUCCUUUUCUACUUAAUAAUAAUACACAAGGAUCUACUCUAACAACUAAUGCUGGGGGAACAGGUGGUGGGGAAACGACUGACACUACAACCCCUAAACCAUUUUUCAGUGUUCCCUCUACUACGACAGCAACUACCACAACAGGGUUCGCAGGACUUGGUACUACUACUAAUAACAAUACAACUUCAAAUGCUCCUAAAACUAGUGAAACAAACAAACCAAGCCUUUCGGGCCUUUUUAGCUCAACUGGUUCAACAUCUGCUACUACCAAUUUAUCAAAGCCCUCCAGUGGGAAAAAAGAGACUGCGCCAACGACGACAUCCACAUCCAGCAAUGGAUUCAAGUUAGGAGGUACUAUUAAUACUACUGCACCAACAGGUUCUUCGAAUAUAUUUGCAAGACUUGGUCAAACUACAGCUUCUACUUCAAGUGCGCCUGCAUCAUCAACAACAACUGCACCGUCCGCCGUUUCCAAUUUAUUUAAACCAUCAGAAACAGCGAAUAAAACGGAAACUGCGCAACCUACUCAAAUAGGAACGACGGCUACGUCUUCGGCUGCUGGAAAUAAAGGUCUGAGCUUUGCUCCUUUGACAUCAGCAACUACUUCAAAAUCACCGGCUAUCACAACUACAACGGGUAAUGGUGCACCUGCAACAACCACGACAACUACUGCAGUAUCGGCUCCAUCAUCCACAACUACCACCACUAAGCCUAUACCAUCAAUAACACAGACAACAAGUAGUGCUGCUGCUACACCAGCAGCUGGUAAUAAACCAGUUUUAACAGCUGUUACUCCAUCUUCAGGAAAACCAAACAUACCUGAAGUACCUAGUUGGCUACAAGACGCUACAAUCCGAGAUAUGAUUAAUCGCUGGUCAGAUGAUUUGAAUAAUUGUGAGCGAACCUUUCAAACUCAGGCAAAGGAAGUGCUUGAGUGGGAUCGAAGAGUUAUGGAAAAUAAUGGAAGACUAGAGAACUUACUAGCACAAAUUGAACGUGCCAAUAUUGUUCAACGGGAAAUUGAUAUGAGUCUGGCGAGCUUUGAACAGAGGCAGCAGGAGAUGGAUCAGUUAUUACAGCAAUAUGAAUCGAGUUAUAAACUUGCUUCAACAAUUAACCGUGACUUGAAUUCAAUGAGCAACCAACUUUCUAACAUUAUCAAUGAUAUAAAUCGUAACACGUCUACAUUUGGCACUGAUACUUUUUCGGCUGCUGAAUUUGAAGAAGAUACAGCUAUGGAAGAUGCAGAUGAUGCGGUCGACGAGGUCGUCAAAAUUCUUAAUGCGCAUCUGAUAUCAUUGCAGUGGAUUGAUCAAACUGUUAGUCAGAUGUCUGAUCGAAUUCGCGAAGCCCAGAAUGCAUUGGAAAUGGUCAAAAGUAACAAAACAUGA